AUGCGUGGUCCAGCUUUGGUCCAUAGAAUUGACUUUUUGUUCUUUAAUCAAUUUCAUGCUGAACAGCUGAUUAAAGUUGAAGUGAAGGAAGAAGCAGAAGAGCCAUACUUGAGGGAAGAUGACCAGUACAAGGAGGAGGAUAUUCGGCAAGAGAUUGGCACGGAUAAUUGUGACCAGAACAAGUGUCCCCAUUGGAAGAUUUACCCUCAUAUCCUUUUCCACCACGGAAAGGGAUUCCGACAGAAGUCCGACCUGGCUAAUCACCAGAAAAGUCCACACAUCCGAAAACCCAUUUUCGUGUUCGGAAUUCCUUACGUCUAUAGCUUGAGUCAAGAAGAGGCUAUACUAAGUUCAGCCAAGAUUCACAUCGACCCAGAUGUCAAGAAACAUGUGUCCGCCUCUAUGCGCCAUCAGUUCUGGUCCAGUCCGGGUGGUGGCUCCACACUGCGAGUCUCUAGUGUUAAACUCUACAGCCACCCGAAUCAAUGUUACCUACUAGUCCUAAACCUGCUAAAAAUGUAUUCCAACAUUGUGUUCACAGACACGGAAGACACAAGAGAAGCUCAGAUAGACUUCAAACCUGAGGAGGAGGAAGAAAGACUUGUGAUGAUUAAAGAGGAAGAAAUUCCUGUAGAGAUCGGCACAGAUUCCGGAGAUGAUGGAGCCACUCAGAGGGACGUCAAAACUGAAGAGGAGGAAGAAGAAGAGACAAAGACUGAAGAGGAGGAAACUUCUUUGGAGAUCGGCACAGAUGGACAAUACAACUGGAGUAACCCGGAGGUCCACCAGAUGAUCUCUCGAGACGGUGAAAUAAAUUGUAACGACACCACAUCCGAUUCUUCUGAAGAAAGCCCCAUGACCCCCAUUCUUCAUCCAGAACUUCAAAGCCUUGACCUAUCACCUGAUCCCUCCACUAAUGGUGGUGGUUUUCCUCGUCCUUCUUCUCGGGUCACCCAUCAUGGAGAUGAACGAGAAGGUCACGUUUAUUCCAAGCACGGUGAAUGUUUUGCCAGGAAGGAAGACCUCGCUUCGUGCCAGAGAUCUCAGGAACGAGAGAAGCCGUAUCCAUGUUCGGAAUGCGGGAAAUGUUUCUCUCGGAGAUCGCACCUCCUCACCCACGAGAAGGCUCACACCGGGGAGAAGCCUUAUUCAUGUUCUGAAUGUGGGAAAUGCUUCACCCGGAGAGACAAUCUUUUAAUACACCAGAGGUCUCACACGGGGGAGAAGCCGUAUUUGUGUGUGGACUGCGGGAAAUCUUUUAGCGGCAGAGGCAGUCUUCUCAUCCACCAGCGAACGCACACGGGGGAGAAGCCGUAUACCUGCUUGGAAUGCGGACGGUGCUUCUCCCAAAAACGGGAAGUCAUCCGACACCAGAGGACUCACACCGGAGAGAAGCCCUAUAGCUGCCGCGAAUGCGGCAAACUUUUUUCCUUCAAUUCAGACCUUACCAAGCACAAGAGGGUCCACACCGGGGAGAAGCCGUAUCCGUGCUCCGAGUGCGGGAAGAGGUUUUCUCACAAAGGGAAUCUCGUGUCCCACCAGAAGACCCACACGGGGGAGAAACCCUACUCCUGCUCCGAAUGUGGCAAAUGUUUUUGUCAGAAGAAGGAGCUGAUUAUACACCAGAGAACACACACGGGCGAGAGGCCGUUCUUCUGUCCCGAGUGCGGGAAAGGUUUUUCUCAGAAGGGGAAUCUGAUCACGCAUUCCAAGACCCACAACGGGAAGAAACCUUUCACGUGUCCUGAAUGUGGUGAAUGUUUUACCCAGAGGGAGGACCUCACCUCCCACCAGAGAAGUCACAGAAGGAAGAAGCCGUAUUCAUGUCUCGAGUGCGAGAAAUGUUUUUGUACGAAGAAGAAACUCGAUAGACAUCAGAAAACUCAUUGGGCUCAGAAGCCGUAUUCAUGUUCUGGAUGCGGCAAAGGUUUUUCCGAAAGGUGGGAACUGGUCAAACACCAGAGGACUCACUUAGAGGAGAAGCAAUUUUCAUGUACGUUAUGCGGGAAAUCUUUCUUCCAGAGAGAAUAUCUUCUGUCGCAUCAGAUGACUCACACGGGAGAGAAGCCGUACCCGUGUUCCGAGUGUGGGAAACGCUACGUCGACCGUACGCGUCUUAAUAAGCACCAGAGGAGUCACUCGGGAGAGAAGCCGUAUUCGUGUUCAGUGUGCGGGAAAUGUUUUUUUAACAAAUCGGGUCUCAACUACCAUGAGAAAACUCACACAGGGGUGAAGCCUUAUUCGUGUUCAGAUUGCGGGAAGUGUUUUUACCAGAAAUCCAAGCUGGUUUUACAUCAACGAUCUCACACGGGGGAGAAGCCAUAUUCAUGUCCCGAUUGCGGGAAAUGCUUCUCCCUCCGAGGGCAACUUAUCGCCCAUCGGAAGACUCACACGGGGGAGAAGCCGUUUUCCUGUUCGGAAUGUGGCAAGUGUUUUUACCAGAACGCCAAGCUCGUUUUGCACCAGAGGACCCACACCGGGGAGAAGCCGUACUCGUGUCCUGAGUGCGGGAGAGGUUUUUCUGAGAGGUCCGCUCUUACCAAACAUGGACGGGUCCAUACGGGGGAGAAGCCGUUUUCAUGUUCGGAGUGCGGGAUGAGUUUCGCUCGAAAAAGGAGUCUGGUGAAACACACGAGCGUUCAUGUAGAAGCCCCUUCUAACCGAAAUCCACCAGAGAGAUGUCCCAAUCCACUGAGAUCCCAGGAUUCCACACAGGAAGGCCACAAGGUCCCUCAGGAUCAUCAGGUAGAUGGAAUGGAGGGUCCGAAAGGUGAAAAUGUGACUCCCGUUAAAGUGGAAGUGAAGGAAGAAGCAGAGGUGACGGCUGUGAGGGGCGAUGAGCCGUGUAAGGAGGAGGAGGAAAAGAGACGGCACAUCGGUGAAAGCCGAGAGAAUCGUCCCGUUAUCCCUUCGAAUGGUGGAAUAAAAGAUGACGAGAUGACCUCAGAUGUCCCUCAGGUACUUCACAGAGAAAGGUUAUCACCUACAACGGCCACGCCCCUGAGGAAUCCCGUACCUCAUAUAGCCCGCCGAUUGGGUAAAACCUUCCCGUGUUCCCAGUGUGGCGAAUGUUUUACCCGGAGAGUGGACCUCACAUCACACCGGAGAGACCACAAAAGGCAGAAGAUCUACCCGUGUCCGGAGUGUGGGAAAUGCUACUUUGAAAAACAGCAAUUUACGCGCCACCGGAUGACUCACACUGGCGAGAAGCCGUAUCCCUGUUCGGAAUGCGGUAAGUGCUUUACCGAAAGGUGCAUUCUCACCAAGCACCAGAGAACUCAUUCUGGCGAGAGGCCUUUUUCCUGCUUGGAGUGCGGGAGAUGUUUUUUUCACAGGAGAAACCUCAUCGUGCACGCAAAGACCCACACCGGGGAAAAGCCGUUCUCGUGUUUGGCGUGCGGGAAGUGUUUUGCGCAGAAAACGACUCUGAUGAACCAUGAAAAGGUGCACACGGGGGAGAAGCCGUUUUCAUGUACCGAAUGCGGGAAAAGCUUCUCACACAAGUUAUCUCUUGCCGCCCAUAAAAAAGUGCACACGGGGGAGAAACCAUUUACGUGCGCUGUGUGCGGGAGAUGCUUCUCUCACAAGUCCUCUUUCGUCGUCCACGGUAAGAUUCACACGGGGGAGAGGCCGUAUUCGUGUACUGAAUGCGGAAAGAGCUUUUCCUGUAAAUCGUCUCUUAACACCCACGUCAAAAUCCACACGGGGGAGAAGCCGCAUUCCUGUUCGGAGUGCGGGAAGUGUUUUUCUCAGAAAGCACAGCUUAUCAUCCACGAGAGGACUCACACCGGAGUGAAGCCGUAUUCGUGUUUUGAAUGUGGGAAAUGUUUUGCCGUGAGGUCGAACCUCGUGGCCCAUGAAAAAAUUCACAGAGGGGAAAAGCCCUAUGUGUGUUCCGAGUGCGGGAAAUGCUUUUCUGAAAAGUCGUACCUUGCCACCCAUGAGAAGGUCCACACGGGGGAGAAGCGAUACUCGUGCUCAGAAUGCGGGAAAGGGUUCACCAAAAAAUCCUUCUUUUUGUCGCAUCUCAGUUCCCACAGGGGACAAGAGCUUCCUGAGAAGCCGUUCUCAUGUUCCGAAUGCGGGAAAUGCUUCACCCUGAAACAGCAACUCGUCCGACACCAGAGAACUCACUCGGCCGAGAAGCCGUUUUCCUGUCCGGAGUGCGGGAAAUGUUUCCCUGAAAAAUGGAUGCUGGCUAAACAUCAAACGAAUCACUCCGGGGAGAAGCCGUUCUCGUGUUCAGAAUGCGGGAGAUAUUUCUCCACGAGGAGGAACCUUAUUUCGCAUCAGUUGACUCACACGGGAGAGAGGCCGUUUUCCUGUUCGGAAUGCGGGAAAUGUUUUUCCCAAAAGUCGACUCUGACCACCCAUGAGAAGAUCCACACGGGGGUGAAGCCGUAUUCCUGCUCCGAAUGCGGGAAAUGCUUCUCCCACAAGUCUUCUCUCCUCGGACACGAGAAGGUCCACACCGGCGAGAAGCCGUUUUCCUGCACGGAAUGCGGGAGAUGUUUUUCCCUCAAAUCAAACCUCAUCACGCACGAAAAAGUCCACACGGGGGUGAAGCCGUAUUCGUGCUCGGAAUGCGGGAAAUGUUUCACCCACAAAUCGUCGCUGGUGAAGCACGAAAAAGUGCACACGGGAGAGAAGCCGUUCUCGUGCUCGGAAUGUGGGAAAGGUUUCAGUGACAGGACCCACCUUAUUUUUCACCAGAGGAGUCACACGGGGGAGAAGCCUUUUUCCUGUACUGAGUGUGGGAAAUGUUUUGCCCGGAAAUCGUUAUUGAUUCACUACCAUCUGAGAGGCCACCAAAAGGAGAAGCCCUAUCCGUGUUCUGAAUGUGGCAAAAGCUUUUCUCAGAAGCAACAACUGGUCAGACAUCAGAGAACUCACUCGGCGGAGCAGCCGUUUUCCUGUUCGCAGUGUGGGAAAUGUUUCACCGAAAAAUGGAUGCUGGCUAAACACAGGAAUACUCACUCUGGGGAGAAGCCGUUCUCCUGCUCGGAAUGCGGGCGAUGUUUUUCCCACAGAAGGAAUCUCAUCUCGCAUCAGAUGACUCACACGGGAGAGAGGCCGUUUUCCUGUUCGGAAUGCGGGAAAUGUUUUUCCCAAAAGUCGACUCUGACCACCCAUGAGAAGAUCCACACGGGGGUGAAGCCGUAUUCCUGCUCCGAAUGCGGGAAAUCCUUUUCUCAUAAGUCUUCUCUUAUCGGGCAUGAAAAGGUCCACACGGGAGAGAAGCCGUUUUCCUGCACGGAAUGCGGGAAGUGUUUUUCCCUCAAAUCAAACCUCAUCGCACACGAAAAAGUCCACACGGGGGAGAGGCCGUAUUCAUGUGCCGAGUGCGGGAGAAGCUUCUCCAUGAAAUCCAACCUUCUCAAACAUGAAAAGGUUCACACGGGGGAGAAGCCGUGCUCCUGCCCGGAAUGCGGCAAAGGCUUCAGCGAUAGAACCCACCUUAUGUUACAUCAGAGGACUCACACGGGCGAGAAGCCCUUCUCGUGUAACGACUGCGGGAAAUGUUUCUCCCGGAAAUCAAAUCUUCUCGAACAUGAAAAAGUUCACAGAGGGGAGAAGCCGUUUUCAUGUGAAUGCGGGAAACGGUUCUCGAAGAAGUCCUCGUUUAUGUCGCAUCUUAAGAUCAGCACAGGGGGUGAAACCUUCCUGUGUUCUGAAUGUGGUGAAUGUUUUACCCUGGAAGAGGACCUCACCUCCCACCAGAGAGGUCAUGAGAAGGAGAAGCCGUAUUCCUGCUCCGAAUGUGGGAGAUGUUUUUCCCAAAAAGUGCAGCUCACUAGACACGAAAGAACUCACUCGGCUGAGCAGCCAUUUGUAUGUACAGAGUGUGGAAAAUGUUUCACAGAGAUAUGGAUACUGGCUAAACAUCAGAGUAUUCACACAAGCGAGAUGGAGUAUUCGUGUUCAGAGUGUGGGAAAAGUUUUGCCUUCAAUUCAUCUCUAACUAAGCACAAGAAAACUCACGCCAGGGAGAAGCCGUUCUCUUGUUCAGAAUGUGGGAGGCGUUUUUCCAACAGGGAAAGUUUCAUCGGGCACCAGCUGGCUCACGCCGGGAAGAAGCUGUUUUCAUGUGCGGAAUGCGGAAAAUGUUUCUCCCAGAAAUCGAACCUCACCACUCACGAAAAAGUUCACACGGGAGUAAAGCCGUAUUCGUGUUCAGAGUGCGGAAAGUGUUUCUCUCAGAAGGCGACUCUUACCACGCACGAGAAAGUUCACACGGGUGAAAAGCCCUACUCGUGUGCCGAGUGCGGUAAAUGUUUUUCCCAGAAAUCGACGCUCACGACUCACGAGAAGGUUCACACGGGAGUGAAGCCGUAUUCAUGUUUGGAGUGCGGGAAAAGUUUUUCCCAGAAGUCGACUCUCACCACUCACGAGAAGGUUCACACGGGGGAGAAGCCGUAUUCGUGUUCAGAAUGCGGGAGAUGUUUUUCCAACAGACGCAAUCUUAUCGGCCAUCAGACAAUUCAUACGGGGGAGAAGCCGUAUUCCUGUCUUGAAUGUGGCCGAUGUUUUUCCAACAGGCGUAAUCUAAUCGCACACCGGAUAACCCACACGGGGGAGAAGCCGUAUUCGUGUUCAGAGUGCGGGAGAUGUUUUUCCCAUAAGUCGGCUCUUACCAGCCACGAAAAGAUUCACACCGGGGCGAAGCCGUAUUCAUGUUCCGAGUGCGGGAAAUGUUUCUCGUUUAACUCUUCUCUUUUUAAGCAUAAGAAAACUCACAGCGGAGAGAAGCCAUAUGGGUGUUCCGAAUGCGGGAGAUGGUUCUCUCAGAAAGAGCAGCUCCAUAAACACAGGAGGACUCACUCGGACGAGAAUCCAUUUUCCUGUUCGGAAUGUGGGAAAAGCUUUAUCGACAAAUCCAAACUUUUGGUACACCAUAGAACACACUCGGGAGAGAAGCCGUUUUACUGUGCGGAAUGCGGGAAAUGUUUUUCCAAGGGAGGAAACCUCAUCUCUCAUCAAAAGACUCACACGGGGGAGAAGCCCUUUUCUUGUUCAGAAUGCGGCAGAGGCUUUACCGAAAGAUCUUUGCUCGCAAUGCACCAGAGAACUCACUCGGGGGAGAAGCCAUUUUCCUGUACGGAAUGCGGCGACCGUUUUUCCCGGAAAUCUGCUCUAGCCAACCAUCUGAAAGUUCACACGGGGGAGAAGUCCUAUUCGUGUUCCGAAUGCCGGAGAUGUUUUUCUCAGAGGUCCAUACUUCUCUUACACGAGAGGACUCACACCGGGGUGAAGCCGUAUUCAUGUCCCGAAUGCGGGAAACGGUUCUCUCUUAGAUUCAGCCUCCUCUCUCACCAGAUGACCCACACGGGGGAGAAGCCUUAUUCCUGUCCGGAAUGUGGGAAACGUUUCGUGGAGAAAUCGAACCUCGCUAGGCAUCAGAAAACCCACUCAGGGGAGAAGCCCUUUUCCUGUCCUGAGUGCUCCAAGAGUUUUUCCAGGAAGUCAUCCCUGGUUAGACAUGAACAGGUUCACACGGGGGAGAAGAUGUAGAGGCCGUACUCGUGUUCUGAAUGUGGUGACCGGUUUUCCCAAAAAGCAUGUCUUGUCUCGCAUCUAAAGGUUCACACGGGGGAGAAGCCAUAUUCGUGUCCAGAAUGUGGGAAGAGUUUCUCUCGGAAGUCCUCUCUCAUCCGGCAUAUCAAGUUUCACAAGGGGGAUAAGCCGCAUUCCUGUCCAGAAUGUGGGAAAUGUUUUUCCCAACGAGCCAAACUUAGUUUACACCAGAUAACCCACACGGGGGUGAAGCCAUAUUCGUGUUCGGAAUGCGGGAAACAGUUUUCCACCAGGGUACGUCUUAGCUCACACCAGAUGACCCACACGGGCGAAAAGCCUUAUUCCUGUCCUGAGUGCGGGAAGUGCUUUGCAGAGAGAUCGAACCUCAUCUCGCAUCAGAGAAUCCACUCGGGGGAAAAGCCGUUUUCCUGUUCAGAGUGCGGCGACAGUUUUGCCCGAAAAUCAUCUCUCGUCAGGCACAUAAAAGUUCACACGGGGGAGAAGCCGUAUUCGUGUAUGGAAUGUGGAAGGUGUUUUGCUCAGAGGGCCAAACUUCUUUUACAUCAGAGGACUCACACCGGGGAGAGGCCGUUUUCAUGUUCCGAGUGUGGAAGAUGUUUUACUGGAAAAGCAUAUCUUGUGAGGCACCAGACAAGUCAUAAGGAGAAGCCAAAGUCCCAGGAACUGUCUCUUGGUGGACACGAAAAACUUGUCACCGGAUAA
Nanorana parkeri is the source of this 8238-nucleotide messenger RNA. RefSeq lists its product as uncharacterized. Gene Ontology annotation, molecular function: DNA-binding transcription activator activity, RNA polymerase II-specific; RNA polymerase II cis-regulatory region sequence-specific DNA binding. Gene Ontology annotation, biological process: regulation of transcription by RNA polymerase II. NCBI's taxonomy places the organism in Eukaryota, Metazoa, Chordata, Amphibia, Anura, Dicroglossidae. The record is from RefSeq and is a predicted model, not a curated record. The transcript has 19 exons. Gene Ontology annotation, cellular component: nucleus.